GUGUCCGUGCUGUCAGUCAGUCAUUGAAACAUUGGUCCACAACCACCAUGUCUGCCAUAGAAGAACUGUAUCCGACUCCUUGCGCUUUCUGUCGCAUCAGUUCUGCGUAUCCGCCAGAAAGCUCGGACGUGCCUCAGUCUCCAGAUCCGGAGCGCGUUGACCCACAGUGCCAUCUCAUCCUCUCCGCGCCGCUGGUGCUCGCGUUUCUCGACAUUAUGCCCAUUUCCCCUGGGCAUAUUCUGCUCACAACUCGAAGGCAUUACCGAACACUAGGGGACCUCCCAGCAAGCAAAACGAACGAUACCUGGGUGGCACGACGGGCUGCCGAGGAGGCGCGCGAUACAUCCCGAGCCCUCGGCGAGUGGUUGCCCAUCAUCAGCAGGGCUCUUUGCAAGGUGACAGGCAUUGAGGACUGGAACGUGGUGCAGAAUAACGGAGAACGUGCAGCGCAAGUCGUGCCGCACAUUCAUUUCCAUCUCAUCCCGCGCUAUCAAGAAGGUCGGCAGGAAGCGCAGCAUAGUGGCAGAACUGACAGCGCGCUCAAAUCAUGGAAAAUGUUUGGGCGGGGCUCUCGGGAAGAUCUAGACGACGACGAGGCAAGAGAACUCGCGAACAGACUGCGGGAUGCUAUCAAAACGGAGGUGGAAAUCGGCAGCAAGACUUCCAAGCUUUGAUAUUGGGACUCACGCAAUGGGCGCCAUGUUCCACACUGGUCUAUGCACCUCGCUAUCUGACCCUUAUGAAGCGCCCCGACCCAGCUAUAUCACUGGAGGCGUCUCCAUACUCUGGCAACAGCUAAUUUGAUAUCAAUGGCCACAGCCUUGUCUUUCGGAAGCGUUAUCCGAUGUGUGAUCGAGUAUCGAGUCAAGCUUACCGCAAAAUACAAGAAGUCUGAAGAAGACUCCGCCACUCAAUGAUAGCCACGUUUCGACAGAAAGCAAGCUAUGGUCUGCAAGAUCCUUCCUCGCUAGUGCAUGUGAAACGCCGACUCCAACACACUCGCGCUUAUCCCAAGCUUGUCCUACGGCUUUGAGCACUGGGAUGGUCUAUAGCAUAUUGCCAUCUGGCAAUACUUUGAAGUUUUAAAUGAAAUUUCGAACACGUGAAGAUGAGCUCCU
Molecule: messenger RNA, 1118 nt
Organism: Sphaerulina musiva SO2202
Lineage: Eukaryota; Fungi; Ascomycota; Dothideomycetes; Mycosphaerellales; Mycosphaerellaceae
Product: HIT-like protein
Exons: 5
Coding region: 48-674 (208 amino acids)
Biological process (GO): nucleotide metabolic process
Molecular function (GO): catalytic activity
Source: RefSeq, a predicted model, not a curated record